ACUUUGUUCUUUUCAAAGACCCCGGGAUCCUCGCGAGAAUUCCCGGCUGUCCAGCCUGGUCUCUCGAGUCCCCUGCUCAUUGACUGAGCCCGGUUGACUACGAUCCGUCCAGCGAGCGACGCUGAACCUCCUCCUCCUCUUCCUCCGUCGACUGUUGGUGUGGGCUUUCUUUCUCCAGCAUCCGUUGUUCGUGCAACCAGCUGGCUCCCUUUGUUCACCAUGUCUACUCCUUCUACAGCUACCGCGACACAUCCUUCGCAUCACCAACAACACUACGUAUAUCCUCACCACCAGCCCUACCAACCCAACACAUCCUAUCCGACCGCGUCCGCUACCACCGCCGCUCGCCUAGCCACCUCUACAUACCCUUACUCUGUUAGCUCAUCAACGACUACUCUCCCCUUCACUCAAUCCCCGAAAACUGGUCCUGCUGCUUCCACGCCGACAACCACCUCCGCAAUGCCUUUAGCCCAGACACCCGUCAGUACGGGGCCUUCUACACAGAAGGGACGGCGGAAAAAUCCGGAUUGGGGCGAGUUCUACAAAAAUGGUAUCCCUAAGGAGGUCAUUGUCAUCGAUGACACACCUCCUCCCGAGCAGUCAACGGCCGCCUCGCGCAACUUGGCGGCCACAGCCACUGUCGCGACUCCUAACGGGAGUGUGGCCCAACCCGCUGGCAAGAGGCGGCGGACCGGUAUCGAAACCGCCUACGAUCUAGGAUACUAUGAUCGUCCGUCUUAUUCAAUCAAUCCGCAGCAGUUUGGGGAAGGGUCAUCUGAUGGUUCACUUUCCACGGACCGGACCACGUCUUUGCAUACUACUGCGCCCACCUCCCUCUCGCAGGGUAGCUCAGGCGCGAGCAAUGGUAUAUACUAUGAGGAUGCCAACGUCGGCCAAAAGAGGAAGCGAGUUGCGACUCGAAAGUCUGUUCGAGAUGAACAGAAACGACGAGAACAAGAAACAGCGGGCGAUGCCUUUUUGAAUUACAUACCACCUCCGAAUCCUCCCAUCAAGGCAAAGGAUGUGCCAGUUCCUGUGAUUCGUUCUGUCUCGAACAGGGGUGAAAAAUUCGAUGACGAUGACGGUCACUAUAUUGUCACGCCAAACACGCCGUUGACAGACCGAUACUCGAUAAUCAAACUUCUCGGACAAGGAACGUUUGGCAAGGUGGUCGAAGCGUAUGACAAACAGCGCAAGACCCGUUGUGCGGUGAAAAUCAUCCGUUCUAUCCAAAAAUACCGCGACGCGUCACGGAUUGAGCUUCGGGUUCUUUCGACCCUAGCAUCGAAUGACAAGCAUAACCGGAACAAAUGCAUCCAUCUGAGAGACUGCUUUGAUUUUCGGAAUCACAUAUGUAUUGUCACAGAUCUGCUGGGUCAAAGUGUGUUCGAUUUCCUCAAAGGCAAUGGAUUUGUCCCCUUCCCCAGCAGUCAGAUCCAGAACUUUGCCCGACAGCUGUUUACCAGCGUAGCCUUCCUCCAUGACCUUAAUCUCAUCCAUACAGACCUGAAACCGGAAAAUAUUCUCCUGGUCAAAAAUGCCUACCAAACUUUCACCUACAACCGCACUAUUCCAUCCUCCUCCCACGCAAUCUCGCGAAACGCCCGUCAACGACGGGUCCUGCUCGACAGCGAAAUUCGCUUGAUUGACUUUGGGUCUGCCACCUUUGACGAUGAGUACCAUUCCUCGGUCGUUUCCACGCGGCAUUACAGAGCCCCCGAGAUCAUUCUCAACCUAGGAUGGAGUUUCCCCUGUGAUAUUUGGAGCAUUGGCUGUAUCCUCGUUGAAUUCUUCACGGGAGAUGCCCUCUUCCAAACUCAUGACAACCUGGAGCACCUUGCAAUGAUGGAAGCUGUCAUCGGGGACCGAAUCGAUGCGAAGCUUGUCCGGCAAGUGAUGCAAGGUGGUAGAAACGGUAACCAGAACCAGGCGUCCAAAUAUUUUGUCCGAAACAAGCUUGAUUACCCGAAUGAAGAAACCACCCGAGCCUCUCGGAAGUACGUAAGGGCAAUGAAGCAGCUCACGGAGUUUAUGCCGACUAAUACCAAGUUCUAUCGCCUUUUCCUUGAUCUCUUGCAGCGGAUCUUCGUAUACGACCCUAAGGCCCGUAUAACUGCUAAGGACGCUUUGAAACAUGCGUGGUUCAAAGAGUCCAUUAUGGACGACGGCACCGAAGCCCUGCGGAUCGGGGAACAGUUACAGCGCAAUCUUCAAGGCCGCUAACGUCUAAUUGCCUCCACUCAAUUGUUGAAAGCAUACUGUGGUGCUGAUUGAAAAGGAUAUUUUUUUUUUUUUCUUUCGUCUUUCUUUCUUGCAUUUGGAUAUAACACCGGUAGCACCACAGCUACCAGUCUCUUAUUGUGUAUG
Messenger RNA from Aspergillus ochraceoroseus IBT 24754, 2367 nucleotides. RefSeq names its product putative protein kinase (Lkh1). The record is from RefSeq and is a predicted model, not a curated record. Gene Ontology annotation, cellular component: nucleus. The transcript is spliced from 6 exons. Gene Ontology annotation, biological process: protein phosphorylation. Lineage: Eukaryota; Fungi; Ascomycota; Eurotiomycetes; Eurotiales; Aspergillaceae. Bases 220 to 2223 code for a protein of 667 amino acids. Gene Ontology annotation, molecular function: protein kinase activity; ATP binding.